Messenger RNA from Candoia aspera, 1230 nucleotides. Its product is annotated as succinate--CoA ligase [ADP-forming] subunit beta, mitochondrial-like. Gene Ontology annotation, molecular function: metal ion binding; ATP binding; succinate-CoA ligase (ADP-forming) activity. Gene Ontology annotation, biological process: tricarboxylic acid cycle; succinyl-CoA metabolic process. The record is from RefSeq and is a predicted model, not a curated record. The transcript has a single exon. NCBI's taxonomy places the organism in Eukaryota, Metazoa, Chordata, Lepidosauria, Squamata, Candoiidae. Bases 31 to 1230 code for a protein of 399 amino acids. Gene Ontology annotation, cellular component: mitochondrion; succinate-CoA ligase complex.
AGGCACUUGUCGCUGCAUGAAUACCUGAGCAUGAGGCUGCUGAAGGAGGCCGGGGUGGCUGUUCCGAACGCGUUGGUUGCAAAGACACCAGAGGAGGUGUACGCUGCUGCCAAAGAAAUAGGGACAGAGGACCUAGUGGUCAAGGCCCAGGUUUUGGCAGGCGGGCGUGGAAAAGGGAUCUUCGAAGGGGGUCUGAAGGGAGGCGUGCAGAUGGUGUGUUCCCCUGAGGAAGCCAGGGAGGUGGCCACCCAGAUGAUCGGGAAGAAGCUGUUCACCAAGCAGACGGGGGAAAGGGGCCGGAUUUGCAACCAGGUCCUCGUCUGUGAGCGCAGGUACCUGAGGAAGGAGUACUACUUUGCCAUCACCAUGGAGAGGGCCUUCCAGGGGCCGGUGCUCAUCGGCAGUUCCCAGGGGGGUGUCAGUAUCGAAGACGUCGCUGCCGAGGACCCGGAAGCCAUCCUGAAGGAGCCUGUGGAUAUCGUGGAGGGGAUCCAGGAAGAGCAGGCCCUUCGGCUGGCUCAGAAAAUGGGCUUUCAGGCUAAGGUGUCGAGCGAAGCUGCCGAUACCAUGGUCAAGCUUUACAACCUUUUUAUUAAGUACGAUGCUGUCAUGGUGGAGAUCAACCCCAUGGUGGAAGACUCCACGGGGAGGGUGAUGUGCAUGGAUGCAAAGAUAAACUUUGAUGACAAUUCGGCUUUCCGUCAGAAGCAGAUCUUUGAGCUGCAGGACUGGACCCAGGAGGAUGAGCGGGACAGGGAGGCCGCCAGCGCCGACCUCAGCUACGUCGGCCUGGACGGGAAUAUCGGCUGCCUGGUGAACGGGGCUGGCCUGGCCAUGGCCACCAUGGACAUCAUUAAGCUCCACGGGGGCACCCCAGCCAACUUCCUGGAUGUCGGUGGGGGGGCCACGGCGGAACAGGUGAAGGAGGCCUUCAAGCUGAUCACUUCCGAUCAACGGGUGCAGUCCAUCCUGGUCAAUAUCUUUGGGGGCAUCAUGCGAUGCGACAUUAUCGCUGAAGGGAUCAUCCUGGCGGCCACUGAGCUUGAGCUGAAAAUCCCGGUCGUUGUGCGGUUACAAGGCACGCAAGUGGAGCAGGCGAAAGUUUUGAUAGCCGAGAGCAGCCUGAAAAUCUUGGCCUGCGACGACUUGGACCAAGCGGCCAAGAUGGCCGUGACCCUCUCCGACAUUGUGACGUUGGCCAGGCAAGCUCACCUGGAGGUGACCUUCUAG